Syngnathus typhle (broad-nosed pipefish) is the source of this 2956-nucleotide messenger RNA. It is a transcript of the gene ankrd40, whose product is annotated as ankyrin repeat domain 40. The transcript is spliced from 5 exons. Gene Ontology annotation, molecular function: protein binding. Bases 370 to 1623 code for a protein of 417 amino acids. NCBI's taxonomy places the organism in Eukaryota, Metazoa, Chordata, Actinopteri, Syngnathiformes, Syngnathidae. The record is from RefSeq and is a predicted model, not a curated record.
AAUGCGGUCUGAGUAGUCGUUGUAACGUCCAAAGGUGUCCCCCGCGAUGUGGCGGUGCUUGUGGCAACCCGCACCGAAGGAACGCAGACAACGCCGACAAGAUUGCCUGGAAAUCGGGUGUUGACUGUCACAGUACAAACGGAACCGAAUGCAAACGAAGACGCGGCUUCUGUAACUCCAAAGAAUCUGGUGGCUAAGUCGCAUUAGCGGAAGCAGUUUGUUAUCACCACCCAAGAUUAGCACCAAAGAUUGCAGUGGGCUGUCCCCGAGUCAAGCUAGCAAGCACAGUAGUUCAUAUUUUAGCCCGGUGGACUGGUUAAUGCUGUUUGGCCAAUAUUGCUUGUCAGGCUAACUCAUUUAGGUGAUCUCAUGAACUCUGAAAUCUGUGCAAACAUGUCCACCAUUUCGUUGGAUAAAGAACUCCAGGAGCGACUGAGAGAGGCGUCUGCAAUCGGGGACAUCGACGAAGUGCGGACAUUGGUUGAGAGUGGCGUCAACGUCAAUUCACAAAACGAAAUCAAUGGAUGGACUUGCCUGCAUUGGGCAUGCAAGCGAAACCAUAAGCAGAUCGUGUCCUACUUACUUAGUAGCGGUGCGGACAAAGACAUCCUCACAGCUAAGGAAGAGCUGGCCUCACAGCUCACGUCCAAAGCGGAGAUCAAACGGCUUUUAGGAGUUGAAGUGGAGGACGUGCCCGAAGUCAAGGAACCCGAGUUGCCCAUCAUCCCCAACUAUUUGUCCAACCCUCCCUUCUUAUACUCAAAGAUGGAUAACAAGAUGGAGCUCCUCCUUUCUCAGCACCUGGCACAAAACGGAUCGGCGGAACACACCGAGUCCACGGACAGCACUUCGGCUCCACUUUCUCCAACUGGGCACUUUAAGAGCUCGCAGAGCCUGCCGUCUGACGACCCUGUUCCGCCAACAAACUCCGUCGCUCACAGCCAAGUUCAGCCCCGGGAAUUCGUUCCGGCGGCCGAGCAAAACGGCGCGCCGCUCGGUUUGGCCAACCGCACGGUCGUAAACUGCACCGUGCCGGCGGAUCUGUCGGUGGAGCCGCAUCUCGUCAACCACGCCGUGCAGCACAACGGGAGCGUGUGCUCGCCCCCUCUGGCCUCGCCCGGCCCGGGUUUGGCUUGCGGCAACGGCGCUCAGGUCCAAGCUCCCGUGAGCAACCCCAACCCGGCAGUGAGCAGACAGCAAUCCGUCCCGCAGCAGAUCGGCUACAGUCAAGCGGGUGGACCUUUGCCGGCCUUCCAGCCGUUCUUCUUCACGAGCACCUUCCCCGUCAAUGUGCAAGAAUUAGUACUGAAGGUGCGCAUCCAGAACCCAAACGCCCGUGAGAAUGACUUCAUCGAGGUGGAACUGGACCGCCAGGAGCUCACCUAUCGUUCUCUGCUGAGGGUCUGCUGCCGUGAAUUGGACAUCAGCUCUGAGCACGUGGAGAAGAUCCGCAAGCUACCAAACACCAUGUUGAGAAAGGACAAGGAUGUCGCCCGGCUGCAGGACUUUCAGGAACUGGAGGUUGUGCUGGAGAAAUCCGAGGGCUUGUCCUUGUUCUCCGGCCCGGGGGGGCUGACCGACAGACCCUGCUACAACAUGACGGCCUCGCGCCUCACCUACUAGACACCCCACCCCGCCUCCCAGGUUUCCCUGCUUGGUUCCUUUCCAGUUCUCGAGCUCUUUGUCCUGAUCCGGGCCCUUUGGCUGCUUUGGUGUUCCUCACUUUUGUCGUCCGAGAUGACGAGAGAUGACGUACGCGGGCCCCUUCUCUCCUCCGCCUUGUGCCAAGGCUCCAGGGGAACCACAACAUCGGUCGGGGGCAUUAGCUUGUCUUCCUGGGGUUUCUGCAAUAGCCUUAUAUGGACAUGUCCAUCCAUCUACAAGCAAGUGGUCACGCACUAUUUGCAUAGGCUGGAAGAUGUUCCAGCUUGCUUACACACCUUUGCACAUGCCGUUGCUUCAACCUUGGUGUCUUGGAGUCGCCGGAAUGGGUGGUCGCUUUUAACUGCUGUCUGCACACAAUGUGGAAAAGAAAACUUUGAGUUAUUUCCCUUUCCCACGUGUACCAAUCGAAGUUUGUUUUAAAGUCCCAGAUACCUCACCGCCUCGUUUUUCUUUUAUUUCACCUGCCGGUAAGCAAUAUCACAAAGGAAUGCAGCUCGACAAGUUUGUUUGUUGGGUCAAGUGGAGAGGAAUGGAAGUUCUUUUUUUUCAACGACAAAAUGGGGUGUUGCCUCCUUAUCGCCCACCUUUCUCAACGCCUGUUUUUUUGGUUUCUAGUGGUAGCUUGAUUGGAUUUUGACCUGACUCACCUAAAACUGCACUAACAAGCUGACGUUGAAUAUCCUUUUUCGUCUUUUUUGUUGAGAGCCUUGUGUCAAAUGGAAAUGUUAAUGCUGCUGCUCUUCUAUGUACCAUCAUGUUCCGUUCCCUGACAGUGGUCCCACAAUCAAAAGUUCUAACAGUUUCCUUUUCAUAGGUAUACCAGAAGCUCUUACUUUAUGAAAUCUAUUUUUUAUGAACAAGCAUAGUUUUGGUUGCGUUUGUUUUGAACCAAAUAGGCCUGUUGUGUUUGUGUCAAAACGUUAAAUGCCAGAAGUUCAAGUUCACGCAUGGUGUGAAACAAAGUGCAAUGAGACAAUGUUAAAGACUUUAUGAAGACGCGGCCAGACAGGGUGAGAGCGUCGUGUUGAAAAAGUCAUGAGUUUAUGCCUCAUGUUUGCUUCUGCGAAAAGGAGACUAACACUAUCGGUGGCUUUGUUUAGUGUUCUAGACUACACAGAAUACACUUUGACUUAACCUAUGCAUCCAGAGUCUGAUAUUUUUAUAAAAGAUGUGUCCUGUUGUACUUGCAGAAAUAAUCAUAGGCACUGUUGAAGGUUUUUUUUUUUUUUUUUUUAGUUUUGUUCUGGAGACCCGUUUAUGUUCUUUGAUAAAGCAUGGUGAAUGGACCUCA